This is a messenger RNA of Zonotrichia leucophrys gambelii, 5741 nucleotides long. RefSeq names its product Grid2 interacting protein (gene GRID2IP). NCBI's taxonomy places the organism in Eukaryota, Metazoa, Chordata, Aves, Passeriformes, Passerellidae. The transcript is spliced from 22 exons. The record is from RefSeq and is a predicted model, not a curated record. Bases 1 to 3777 code for a protein of 1258 amino acids. Gene Ontology annotation, molecular function: protein binding.
AUGCCGGCGACCAACCAGGGCUGGCCCGAGUCGUUCGGGUUCGGGAUAAGCGGCUCGGGGCCGUGCUACAUCCUGUGGGUGCAGGAGGGCAGCAGCGCGGCGCUGGCGGGGCUGCGGCCCGGGGACGAGGUGCUGGAGCUGGAGGGACAGCCCGUGUCCCGCCUGGGCCGGGAGGCGCUGCGGGGCCUGGCCCGGCGCUGCGGCAGCGUGCCCCCCAGCAUCGGCGUGGUGUCGCGGCUGCAGCGGGCCAGCAUCCCCCCGGGGCCCCGCGGCUGCUUCGGCUUCGAGCUGGGCAGCGAGAGCCCCCCGCGGGUGGCCAGCGUGAGCCCCGCGUCCCCCGCCGCGGCCUGCGGGCUGGAGCCCGGCGAUCUCCUGCUGGAGGUGGACGGGACCCCGGUGGCCGUGCCCGAGGCCGCGGCCGCGCUCGUGGGGUCGUGCCGCGGGCGGUGCCUGCGCCUGGCGCUGCUGCGGCCGCAGUGCGGGGACACGGCUGGGGACACUGCCGGGGACACUGCCGAGGACAUUGCCGGGGAUAUCACGGGGGACACCGCCGGAGAUAACAUGGGGGACACCGGGCCCAGCGCCGGCCCCACGCACCGGGACAGGAGGCAGAAGGCGCAGGAGUUCAGCAGGAAGGUGGACGCCAUCCUGGGGCAGCAGCCGCAGCUGAAGGAGAAGCUGUUCGCGGUGCUGAAGCAGUACGCGGCCCAGAGGAGCGUGGAGUGCCUGGCCCGCGGCCUGAGCCCGCUGCUCACCCACGAGUGCCACCAGCCCCUGGUGGACAGCAUCAGGAUUUUCAUCCCCAAGAAGCACCGGCAGCGCUUUGACGAGGUGGUGUCGCAGAGCCUCAUCAGCAAGCUGUGCCGCUCCCGCAGCGAGCACGGCAAUCGCCUGCGCCGCAGCCGCAGCGAGGACCAGCAGGAGCGGCUGCUCGUGUCCACCCGCGCCAGCUCCGUGCCCCGCAGCCACGAGGAGCUCAGCAAGAGCCUCCGCAAAACCUCCUCGCUCGUCAGCAGCAAUGUGGCCUCGGGGGCUGCCCGCAGAACCGUGCGAGUUUAUAAAGGCAACAGGAGCUUUGGCUUCACCCUCCGCGGCCAUGCCCCGGUGUGGAUCGAGUCUGUCCUGCCAGGGAGCCCGGCGGAGAAGGCUGCGCUCAAAGCUGGAGACAGGAUCCUGUUCCUCAACGGCCUGGACAUGAGGAACUGCUCCCACGACAAGGUGGUGUCGAUGCUGCAGGGCAGCGGGGCCAUGCCCACCUUGGUGGUGGAAGAGGGCAUCGUCAGCUUCUCCAACGACUCUGACUCUGCUGAGUCCCCGAGCAGCUCCUCGGCCCUCACCUCCCUGCAGUGGGUGGCAGAGAUUCUCCCCUCUAGCAUCAAGAUCCAGGGAAGGACGUUCACGCAGCAGCUGGAGCACCUGCUGACCCCCCCCGAGCGUUUCAGCGUCUGCAAGGCCCUGGAGGGCUUCUUCCACCACCGGACCAUUGACACUCUCAUUGUGGAUGUGUACCCGGUGCUGGACACCCCAGCCAAGCAAGUCCUCUGGCAGUUUAUCUACCAGCUGCUGAGCUACGAGGAGCAGGAGCACUGCCAGCAAAAGCUGGACAGGUUUCUGGGGUGCAAGGCCUUGGCAGCCGAGGCAGAGGCUGAGGAUCGGUACCGCAGCUCCAUCCGAGGCGCCUCCCUGUGCCGGGGCAGCCUCAGGACCCCCCGGCCCGAGGAGGGGGCAGCAGGCAGUGACACCGUGGAGGUCCCCGUGCGCCUGAUCCCUGGAGAGAGACAGGCUGGAGAUGGCACGUCCCUCCCGGAGACACCCAACCCCAAAAUGAUGUCAGCUGUGUACGCGGAGCUGGAGAACCGCCUGAUCGGGGGCUUUGGCGGCAAGGUGGGCAACGCUGCCCUGCACAGGACAUCCCCCCCUGCCCCCGAGCUGCCACACGCUGCUGCAGGUGGCCGCAAGCCGGGGCUGGCGUGGCCGAGCGAGCUGGCGAGCCAGCCGUGCUACUACCGGCUGCACAGCAGCGUGGCCUCGCCCUGCAGCACCGAGUCCAACCCCUACGUGAGCCUGGACAGCAGCCCGGCCCCGUCGCCCACGCGCCGGCCGCGCUCGCCGCUGUCGCGACGCAAGAAGCUGUUCACCUUCUCGCGGCCCCCGCGCAGCCGCGACACCGACCGCUUCCUGGACGCGCUCAGCGAGCAGCUGGGCCACCGCGUUACCAUCGUGGAUGAGUUCCUCACCCCCGAGAACGACUACGAGGAGAUGAGUUUCCAGGAUGACCAGGGCAGCUAUGUCACCAACGAUGUCAGCAGCAGCGAGUACAUCAGCAGCAGCGACGAGGGCAGCUCCCUGACCUACUCCACGCUCUCGGACCACAUCCCGCCCCCUCCGCUCAGCCCCCCGCCCCCGCCGCCCCCCCUGCCGUUCCACGACCCCCAGGGCGGCCCCGCCAAGGCCGAGCCCCCCAAGGGCAGCGUGGCCCCGGUCCCCAAGUCCCUGGUGAGCCACCUGCACCCGGUGCCGCCGCCGCCGCCGCCGCCUCCGCCGCCCCCCGUGCCCUGCGCCCCCGCCCUGCACCGCGGGCUGCUGCACCGCCGCAGCGACUCCAACCACAUGAGCGUCAAGAGGCUGCGCUGGGAGCAGGUGGAGAACUCGGAGGGCACCAUCUGGGGCCAGCUCGGGGAAGACUCUGACUAUGACAAGCUCAGUGACAUGGUCAAAUACCUCGACCUGGAGCUGCACUUUGGCACUCAGAAGCCCACGAUUUCUCUUCCAGAGCCAACUCUCAUGCCUGAAAACUUUAAAAAGAAAGACGUGGUUGAAAUUUUGUCCCACAAAAAGGCCUACAACACAUCCAUCCUGAUCGCGCACCUGAAGCUGUCGCACGCGGAGCUGCGGCAGAUCCUGAUGACGAUGGAGACGGAUCGCCUGGAGCCCUCCCACAUCAAGCAGCUGCUGCUCUACGCCCCGGAUGGGGAGGAGGUGCAGCGCUUCCAGAGCUACAAGGAGAGCCCCGGCAAGCUCAGCGAGCCCGACCAGUUCGUGCUGCAGAUGCUGUCGGUGCCCGAGUACAAGAUCCGCCUGCGCAGCCUGCACUUCAAGACCACCCUGCAGGAGAAGACCGAGGAGAUCAAAGCCAGCUACGAGUGCAUCUGCAAGGCCUCCCUGGAGCUGAAGAGCAGCAAGAAGCUGGCAAAGAUCCUGGAGUUCGUGCUGGCCAUGGGGAACUACCUGAACAACGGGCAGCCCAAGACCAGCAAAACCACAGGCUUUAAAAUCAACUUCCUCACCGAGCUGAACACGACCAAGACUGUGGAUGGGAAAUCCACCUUCCUGCACAUCCUUGCCAAAUCCCUCAGCCAACACUUCCCAGAGCUCCUGGGCUUUGCCAAGGACCUUCCCACGGUGCCGCUGGCUGCCAAAGUGAACCAGAGGACCCUGACAGCCGACCUGAAGGACCUGCACAGCACGGUCAGUGACAUCCAGAAGGCUUGUCACAGCAUGCCCGCCACCGCCGAGGACAGGUUUGCCAUUGUCAUGACCUCCUUCCUGGAGAGUGCCCAGCCCGCCAUGCGCUCCCUGGACGACCUGCAGCACAAGGCCAUGGAGGAGUUCAGCAAGGUGCUGUCCUUCUUCGGGGAGGACUCAAAAAUGACAACCUCCGAAGCCUUCUUUGGCAUUUUUGCAGAAUUCAUGAGCAAGUUUGAGCGGGCUCUCAGUGACGUGCAGGUGGGCGAGAGCCAGCGCAGCCCCAGGAUGACCUCUCCCCUGGCCUGGUGACGGCCUGCAGCCACCUGAGGUGCAACAGCUCCUUGCCAACAAAGUGCAAUUUGCUCCUGUCCAGCCUGGUGUAAAUACGCUGCUGCCUCCUGCUCCCAGCCAGCAGGGUCACCGACAGAGGGGCCGGGGCAGGCACUGAGGAGGCACCGCAGGUGACACAGGGUGACAGAGGGUGACACAAAGACAAACCCUGCACUGGUCCUCACAGAGCUUCCUCAGCACCCUCCAACUCCAUAGAUCCCUGAGCCCGGGGUUUGUGUCCAUCUGGUAAAACCCCACUGAACCACGUUCCCCAAACUCCUGUGACUGGAGACCUUCCCCACACCCCCACGGGCACUGCCCGAGCCGGGGGGCACUGCCCAGCAGCCCUGGGCUGGGGGAGAGCCACAGAGCCCCCGGGCAGCCCAGCAGGGAAGGGAGCAGGGGGAUGAGCAGCAGGGAGGGCACCUCCCGCUCCUCUGGGGAUGCUGCUGAGCCCUGUCCAGCCCCUCUCCAAGCCCCUCUGCCCCAGAGCACAGGGGGAACAGCAGAGCAGAGAGCACCGGAGGUGGCCCAGGAGCUCCAGUUCCCUCCCCUGGCAGCCAGUGGCAGUGCAGAGCAGCAGGACCCUGCAGGACCCUCCUGGCACAUCCCCGAGGUCCCGAGGAUGGAUCCGGUCUGAUCCUUCCAGCUCACGGCUCCUUCCUGGCCCUCGGCUCUGCACAAAGCUGUGCCAGAGGCUGACAGGCCUUGAAACCCUCCCAAGAGAGCAACACCAUCAGCACGAGGUUGCUGGAACUCGCCAGCAGGCAGCCCUGAACAGUUCCAUGGCUCUUGGAAAGCACAGAAUGCCCGGGAGCCUGAAUGGGAGCAGGAGGGCUCUGCAGCCCCAGGUGCUGCUCCGGGCACGGCACGGGGGAGCAGGGCAUCACCCUAGAGGGGUUUAACAGCCCUUUGGAUGUGGCACCUGGGCACAGUGCUUGGGUGAGGGGUGGCUUUGGCAGAGCAGGGGCAGCAGCUGCACUGGAUGGCCUGGGAGGGCUUUCCCAACAUAAAUGGUUCCACCAUCCUGGGACCCCCUUUGCUGCAGGAGCAGUUUUCGUGGGGGAUAUCCCAGGGAGCUCCAGGAGUGUCCACGGCCACCUUCCAGUGUGCACACCCAUCUCUUGAUGUGCACACCCACCUCCAGAUGUGCACACCCACCUCUCAUCGUGCCCAUCCCUCUCCCAGCUGCCCGGACCCUCCUGGAUCCCCCCGUUGUGCCCCUGGCACGGAGGGACAGCGUUCCACGGCUGCUGCUUGCGCCUGCGGGGGCUCCCGAGCUCUCUCCGUGCUUUGUGGGCAUCCCCUCCGUGCAAAACCCACCCGUGUCCCCGUGUCCCCCGUGUCCCCGCAGCCAGCGCCGUGUAGGUCCCGCCUGCCCGAGGCCGGAGCAAGGGCUCCGUGUCCCGCAGCCGCCGCCGCUCCGGGACACCAUCACCGACCGGUGCAUUAUUUCGUUAUUUACGGGAGACCUUACGACCCUCGGAUCUCCGGGUUUUGGUAUUUUUUUUAAACCCCGCUGUAGAAAGUGAGGUAUAUUUUCACAAGUGUUCUCCGUUUAUACAGCUUUAAGUGCCAGGUAGUGGGUAGCCUCGUGUUCCCAGAGGUCCAGGACAGGGCCACGCUCCCUCUGCUCCUCUCUCCCUUUUGGAUGUUGCACACUGCAUUCUGUUAUUUAUCCUUUUUUUUAAAAAAACAUGUCCAAUAUUUAAACCACCAGAGGUUCUUUUGAAACUGUCCCGACAGAAGAUGCUGUACAUAGAUUUUGCUACAUGUUGUAACUUUCUGAAAUAGUUAGAACUCCAAUCCCUUUGGUAUUUUUAUGUGAAUAUUUUCAAAGAGCCAGAACUUCUGGCGAUAAGAUUUGAUAAGGGGACGAUGUAUAUUCCCGGUUCAGUCUCUACCCAAUGCCUAUGUGCUAUUCCUGAAAUAAAGCUACUGCC